GCAUGAACACAGAACACUUCCGGCGACACCGGAAGCGGAGGUGAGGAAGGCGGCCACGGGCCCAGGCUACGAGGAUGGCUGGGCGGACUACCCUGCUGGCCCUGCUGGCCGGAGCCGCAGCGCUAGCGGACGCCUCCCAGGGUGACCGGGAGCCCGUGUACCGAGACUGCGUCCUCCGCUGCGACCAGUGGAACUGCUCCGGGGCCGGGCUGCAGCACUUCCGCUCCCACCAGCCAAUCUACAUGAGUCUGGCAGGCUGGACCUGCAAGGAUGACUGUAAGUAUGAAUGCAUGUGGGUCACCGUGGGCCUCUACCUCCGAGAAGGUUACAAAGUUCCUCAGUUUCAUGGAAAGUGGCCCUUCUCUCGGUUCCUUUUCUUCCAAGAACCAGCCUCGGCCGUGGCCUCCUUCCUCAAUGGUUUAGCCAACCUGGUCAUGCUCAGCCGGUAUCGAACCUCUGUCCCAGCUUCCUCCCCUAUGUACCACACCUGUGUGGCCUUUGCCUGGGUCUCGCUCAAUGCCUGGUUUUGGUCCACAGUCUUUCACACAAGGGACACAAGCCUCACUGAGAAAAUGGACUACUUCUGUGCCUCCACGGUGAUUUUACAUUCCAUCUAUCUGUGCUGUGUGAGGCUUGGUAAAUCUGGUGUGGUGGCUGGGCUGGUGUCUUUGGAACCAGCCUCGGCUGCCUCACGUGUGGAAGUGCGCUGUGGUGAUGCUUCUGCUGCAGGGGCUGGCUUUCCUCGAGCUGCUGGACUUCCCCCCCAUCUUCUGGGUCUUGGAUGCGCAUGCCAUCUGGCAUAUCAGCACCAUUCCCAUUCACUUCCUCUUCUUCAGUUUCCUGAUGGACGACAGUCUCUACCUUCUCAAGGACAUCCCAGUCCCACUAAAGAUGGAUUGAAGGGGUGGAGGACAGUUCUACUUUGCCCAGCCUCAGCCCUGGACAUUGGAAGCUACAACCCAUGGGGUAGUGUGAUUUUUUUCCCCUUUACUCCUUAAACUUGGACUCUGGUCAGGGGUGGAGAAGUGACUCCAGGACUCUGCCCCUUCCUCCACUCCGUUGCCCUCUAGCUGCCUUCAAAGUGCUGUUGGACUUGAGCUGUUUCUCGUUCCCUCGCCCCACCUCCGUUCUUCAGACAUUGAGUGGGGUUAGUGGCUGAGCCUGACGAGCGGAUGGAACACUCCCCCAGUGACCUACAGAAAUUGGAAGACGGUGAAUGUGCACCUAGCCAGGUGCUCAAGGGGAGCUUCCUUCUACCCCUCAAAAUGCCUGCUCCACCUCCGUUCUCAGUGGGCUUCCCCACAUCCACUUCCUCUGCUCUGAUGGGAAAUGAGGAGGGGGCUUUCCCUCUUUUUUUUUUUUCCAACAGAUGCCCUCCCCCAUGGCCCCACUAGGUGGCGAUGGAUGCUAGCUAUCUGGCAUACCCAGGCUGGGGCUCCUGGUCUCACCCCCCCAGGAGAGGCACAGAGGACCCAGAGAGUGCGCCUAGAAGAAGCAGGCCUUUGCUUUGUCCACACACUCAGGAGGAGUCACCACUGUCCCCUUGCGGGGCCCCAGGCCCAUCUCCAUCCCCCAGCCAGGCAAAGAGCCAGAGAAACCCAGCCACUAUUUGGCUCAUUGUCAGACUGGCGCAUUCUCUUGCUUCUCAGGGAAAAACGGGGUGUGAGUGUGUGCCUGAGUAUAGAUGUGAGUGUGGGCACGUUCAUGGGGAUUCAGUCAAACUCAGCAAAACACGUCUUGGGCUUUCUAGCCAGGCACCCUGCGAGG
Molecule: messenger RNA, 1767 nt
Organism: Phascolarctos cinereus (koala)
Lineage: Eukaryota; Metazoa; Chordata; Mammalia; Diprotodontia; Phascolarctidae
Gene: PGAP3
Product: post-GPI attachment to proteins phospholipase 3
Biological process (GO): GPI anchor biosynthetic process
Cellular component (GO): endoplasmic reticulum membrane
Molecular function (GO): hydrolase activity, acting on ester bonds
Source: RefSeq, a predicted model, not a curated record